AUGUCAAAAAAGGAAUUUAAUGAAAUCGGUAUCACAAUUGCCAAUGAGUUACCACCAGGUUAUGCAUUGCAUCAACAUGCAUGUCUCACACUUAAUUGGAAUGAUCGCCUACGACUUAUUCGAUUUCCAGCAACGAUUAUCAGUGUUGUUCGACAGGCCAUUCAAGCUAGUUGGUCUCAUGGCAUACAGAGAGAGAAAGAAUAUGCAGGUGCAUAUGAAUUCAAGCUUCAUGGGUAUCCUUGGCACGGUCAAGGAAGUGAAGCAGUAGAGUCUCGAGUUUUGAUGUUAUCGAUUCUUUCAGCUUUACAUCAUCAUGGUUGGUAUCUUUUAACGGCAACUGAUAUUUCGAAGAAACAACAAGAUAAAGAUUCAUUGAUUUUUCAACUUGGUAUUCCUCCACCAUCAACAUCAUUUUUCGCUGUUUCAUUCAAUGAACGAGAUAAAUUACGUUUGAUUGAUGCUCCACAGGAUCUAAUACGUGCAGUUCAGCAAACAAUUGGUACAGAUGAAAUACAAAGAGAAGAAUGGGUUUAUUCAAACACAGCUUAUCAAUUCAAAUUGCGUGGUUAUCCAUGGGUAGGCAAUGGUGAUGAAGCAGUGACUAGUCGAAUAAAACUUCUGGCUUUACUGGACUGUUUUACAUCGUUCGGUUGGCAACUGUAUGCAAGUAUUGAUAUGAGUAUAGGUUAUGAAGGUUGUGAUAUUGACACUUGGUUUUUUCGUCGAACUAAUCAAUAA
Molecule: messenger RNA, 738 nt
Organism: Rotaria sp. Silwood1
Lineage: Eukaryota; Metazoa; Rotifera; Eurotatoria; Philodinida; Philodinidae
Source: the annotation of a GenBank genome assembly